Eupeodes corollae is the source of this 1507-nucleotide messenger RNA. RefSeq names its product diphosphomevalonate decarboxylase (gene Mvd). Gene Ontology annotation, biological process: isoprenoid biosynthetic process; isopentenyl diphosphate biosynthetic process, mevalonate pathway. The coding region runs from base 155 to 1315 and encodes 386 amino acids. Gene Ontology annotation, cellular component: cytosol. Gene Ontology annotation, molecular function: diphosphomevalonate decarboxylase activity; ATP binding. NCBI's taxonomy places the organism in Eukaryota, Metazoa, Arthropoda, Insecta, Diptera, Syrphidae. The transcript has 5 exons. The record is from RefSeq and is a predicted model, not a curated record.
UCCAACGAAGCUACUAAUUGUUCAGUGAAGUGAACUAGCAACAGAAAGAUUGUUUAAAAAGUUUAAACUUUUGAAAGAAAUCCAAGUGCCUUCCUCCCUUGACAAUAAUUUAGAAUCAUUCCUUAUCCCAAUUUGUGUAUAUAGAAAUAAUAAAAUGUUCGUUGAGACUUGUAUUGCUCCCGUUAAUAUUGCAUUAAUAAAAUAUUGGGGAAAGCGAGAUGAAGAUUUAAUUUUACCCAUAAACGACUCACUAAGCAUGACUUUGAGUACAGAUGAGAUGUGUGCCAAAACAACUGCAGCUGCAUCGGAUAAGUUUGAGAAAAAUACAAUGUGGCUUAAUGGAGAGGAAGUUCCAUUCGAGGAGAAUCCCAGAGUUAUGAGAUGUAUCCAAGAAUUAAAGCGAUUAGCUUCGAAGAAGCCUUCUCCCAAGUUUCCCGUUGAAUGGAAGCUAAGAAUCUGUUCGAAGAAUAAUUUUCCUACAGCAGCUGGGCUCGCGUCAAGUGCUGCUGGCUACGCUUGUCUUGUCUACACUUUAGCCUGUUUGUAUGGAGUCGAUCAGGAGGAGCUAACAUCAAUCGCCAGGCAGGGAAGUGGCUCGGCUUGUCGAAGUCUAUAUGGAGGCUUUGUCAAAUGGCAAAUGGGCAGCAAAGAUGAUGGAUCCGAUUCGAUAGCUGUAUCUGUUGCCCCAGCAACCCAUUGGCCAGAAAUGCGUGUUCUUAUUUUGGUAGUUAAUGAUUCCAAGAAGAAAACUGCCUCUACCAAAGGAAUGCAACGAGCUGUGGUUACCUCAGAUCUGAUUAAACAUCGAGCUGAACAAUGUGUCCCGAAAAGAAUCUCAGAAAUAACUGCUGCUAUUGAAGCUAAGGAUUUCGAAAAGUUUGCCGAAAUCACAAUGAAGGACUCGAAUCAAUUUCAUGCCAUUGCAUUGGACACUUAUCCCCCGUGCGUUUAUAUGAACGAUGUCUCUCAUGCUAUCUCAGAGUUUGUUCAUGCAUUUAAUGAAGCUGCUGGGAGCACCAAAGUUGCCUAUACAUUCGAUGCAGGUCCAAAUGCGUGCCUUUAUUUAUUAGAAGAACACGUAUCCCAAGUCUUGGAAGCUGUUCAACGUUCUUUCCCAUCAGAUUGCAAUUCGAAUGAGUAUUUAAAAGGAAUACCAGUUAAGCAAAAUUCCAAUAAUUCUGAAAUUUUGCUAAAAGACUCGAAGCCAUAUGGACAGAAUCUCUUAAAAUAUGUCAUACACACGAAAAUUGGUACUGGUCCAAAAUUAUUGUCCAAAGAUGAAUCUCUGAUAAGCACUGAUGGACUUCCAUUGUGAUGACAACAAAACAAAACGACAAAAUAUUUAUUUGUUAUUUAUUUAUUUAUUUAUUUAUUUUUGGUGAAAUGUGGAAAGUGUUUAAAAUGGGAUUUAGCGGGGAAAGGUACAUUAUAAAAGAGAUGUUUUUAUAUACAUUCAAUAAAAACGGUAUUUUUUGAUACAGUGAUUUUAUCAAUUAAUUAAAUUUGA